This is a messenger RNA of Diaporthe citri, 405 nucleotides long. RefSeq lists its product as uncharacterized. Bases 1 to 405 code for a protein of 134 amino acids. The transcript has a single exon. NCBI's taxonomy places the organism in Eukaryota, Fungi, Ascomycota, Sordariomycetes, Diaporthales, Diaporthaceae. The record is from RefSeq and is a predicted model, not a curated record.
AUGUCCAUAACCGGCAACAAUACAGUACCCACCGGGCACGACACGGCUCCCGCUAAUCGACCGUUAAAUCAGGCAGAGAAAAACGCGCGAGCUGACUACGCCCUCAUUUGGGUAAUGGUGCCAAUCACGGCAAUAAUUCUCGGUGUCGGUGCUUAUUUCUGGAUCCGAUGGCGCAUCCAUAAGUAUCGCGCCCGGAGGGCCAACAAUGCCAAUAACGACAUUGAGCUUCAGCAGCGUGCCAUCCCGGAGCGUCCGAGUCCGGAGCCUGCGAGUCCCGAGCAUGCUCCUGGACUGUUUUAUCUAAAUCAGGAUCACGCGAGUGGUAUCGAGACGCCACCUCCUACAUACAGCGCCAGCUCAAUUAGAGACUACGCCAAGGGAGUUUUGAAACCAGGUAAAGUCUAA